Messenger RNA from Cavia porcellus (domestic guinea pig), 13776 nucleotides. RefSeq names its product FRAS1 related extracellular matrix 1 (gene Frem1). The transcript has 28 exons. The record is from RefSeq and is a predicted model, not a curated record. Bases 789 to 6161 code for a protein of 1790 amino acids. Gene Ontology annotation, biological process: cell communication; anatomical structure morphogenesis. Gene Ontology annotation, cellular component: membrane. NCBI's taxonomy places the organism in Eukaryota, Metazoa, Chordata, Mammalia, Rodentia, Caviidae.
GUUAGAACAUCACUAAUAGUGAGAAAGGAAGCUGGGAAGAGGCUAGGAAGAGAAACAACCGUCCUGUUAACAAAAGCACUGUCCUGUCCCUGCGGACCGACCAGUAGAAGGGAAGGGCAAGCAGUGGCUCUCAGCCAGGGAGCUUGGGCUCCCUGCAAACAGUUGCAGGCAUCCCGAUCAUGUCGUUCUUACGAGGAUUCCUUAAGCUUGGCGCUCGGGAAGUUUUCAAAGCCACAGCAGCAGCCUUGGAGCAGAGCAGCAAAUGGAGUGCAGUGUGUAUGUGAACUUAUGUCUAGGUUUUUUUUUUUUUUUUCCUGAUAGGUGGGUUAAUGGAUUUUUAGUACAAAGAGAACUCAAACUCAGCUGACCUGAAAGACUGGAAUUUCAGCUCUCUUCCUUCCCUGGGAUAUUUUUCCUCCCCCUUCCUCUCUAAGCCCUUUAAACCAGAUUACUGGGUCAGUGACUCUUAUUCAGCUCGCCAGUGCCAAGGUUUCCAGCUUGUUUGGCUUGGAAAAGAAAACCACUACCUGAUUAGAGAAGCUCUGGGGGCACAUUCAUCCUGCCAGCCCUGUUGUCAGGAGCCAUCAGCGAGUUUUAUUAAAGGCCCGGGGACUGUCUGAAAGACCUCCUUGUCUGAGCCUGACAUGAAAGGGGACCGGUAAGAUCUGGGGUCACACUUUCGGAACCCUGGCCCUGCCCCUUGGUCUGUGAGUGACAACCGUGGGGGAAACAGGCGCCUUCCUUUGUGGAAGGGACUUUUUGUUGGCCGGAAGUGUGUUGGCCCUGGCAUGAGCUCUCCAGGUGGGGUUGGGCCCGGAGCCCUGCUGCUUCUGCUGCUUCUGCUGCUUCUGGAUGGUGCUGCACCCACUUUGAUCAGCGUGAACCGCGGGCUGAGGGUGAUGAAGGGCAGCUCGGCCUUCCUGACUGCAGAGGAUCUGAAGUUUGCCAUCCCCAGAGAGAAAGACGUAUGCAAAGUGGAGGUUGUGAUGCAUGAGCCCAUAACGCAGAGGGUUGGGAAACUCACCCCACAGGUCUUUGACUGCCAUUUCCUUCCUAAUGAAGUAAGGUAUACUCACAACGGUUGCCCGAUUCUUCAUGAAGACACCGUGAAGCUCAGACUUUACAGAUUUACAGAAACAGACACCUUCACAGAAACCUUUCUCCUGUGGGUCUAUCUCCUGGAACCGGACUGUCACAUCAUCCAGAUGAGGAGCCAUGUGCUGGAGGUGUCUGAAUUCUAUGGCUUGUCCCGAGCGAUUGAUAAGAACCUGCUCCAAUUCGAUUAUGACAGGACGGCUGGCCUGGAGUGCACAGUAAAGCUGGACCCUGUGAGAACUCAUCUGCCAGCCCGUGGCCAGAUGGUUGUGGUAGAACCUCGACCAGAAGGACCUCGUGGAGAUCAGCCACACAGUUUUUUUCCUGAGUCCCAACUGGGAACAGAACUGAAGUGUCCAGACAGAAGCUGUACCCUGGGAUUGAAGAAAAUAGAAAGUCUCAAAGUGAGCUGUGAGGAGUUCCUGCUGAUGGGGCUUCGUUAUCAACACAUGCAACCCCCUUCUCCGAACAUCGAUUAUAUCUCCAUCCAGCUCGACCUCACAGACAGCAGGAGUAAAAUUCUUUACAAGUCAGAGAGUGCGUGGUUGCCUGUCUAUAUCAGAGCUGGCAUUCCAAACCAGAUUCCAAGGGCUGCAUUCAUGGCCAUGUUUAUUCUGGAAGUGGAUCAGUUCAUCCUGACCUCUUUGACUACAUCUGUUCUGGACUGUGAAGAGGAUGAGACCCCUAAACCAUUGUUAGUAUUCAACAUCACCAAAGCCCCCCUCCAGGGCUAUGUCACUCACCUGAUGGAUCACACACAGCCUAUCUCUUCAUUUACCUGGAAAGAUCUCAGCAACAUGCAGAUUGCUUAUCAGCCACCAAACAACAGCCACUCGGAGAGGAGACAUUACGAGGUGGAACUGGAGCUGUAUGACUUUUUCUUUGCAAAAAGUGCACCCAUCACAGUCCACAUCUCCAUCAGAACAGCAGAUACCAAUGCUCCUCGAGUGUCCUGGAACACGGGUCUGAAUCUCCUGGAGGGGCAGUCUCGGGCCAUCACUUGGGAGCAGUUUCAGAUUGUUGACAACGAUAACAUUGAUGCUGUCCAGUUAGUCACCGUUGAUGGCCUGCAGCAUGGACGGCUUACAGUUAGAGGAGGGAAAGGAUUUCUCUUCACUGUGUCAGAUCUUCAGGCUGGCGCUGUCCGCUAUCACCAUGAUGACAGUGACUCCACCAAAGACUUUGUGGUUUUCAGGAUAUUCGAUGGAUAUCACAGCAUCCGUCACAAGUUUCCUAUCAACAUUUUGCCCAAAGAUGACAGCCCUCCCUUCCUUAUAACUAAUGUUGUGAUUGAGUUGGAGGAGGGGCAGACCAUCUCCAUCCAGGGGUCCAUGCUGAGAGCCUCAGACAUGGACUCCAGUGAUGACUACAUCUUCUUUAAUAUCACAAAACCCCCACGGGCUGGAGAGAUCAUGAAGAAGCCAGGGCCAGGGCUGAUUGGCUAUCCUGUCCCUGGCUUCCUUCAGAGGGAUUUACUUAAUGGAAUAAUUUACUAUCGUCACUUUGGUGGAGAAAUUUUUGAAGAUUCUUUUGAAUUUGUCAUGCAGGACAGCCACGAACCUCCAAAUCUCUCGGAGCCACAGGUAGUGAUGAUCCAAGUCACUCCUGUGGAUGACCAGCUCCCACAAGAGGCUCCUGGAGUUUCUCGGCAUUUGAUUGUCAAGGAAACAGAGGUGGCCUACAUAACUAAGAAACAUCUACACUUCCUAGACACCGAAUCACAUGAUGGGGAGCUUCUGUACACAAUAACAACUCCUCCAUUUUUCUCUUUCAGGCACAGACAUUUGGAUGCUGGGAAGCUAUUCAUGGUGGACAGCAUACCAAAGCUAGCUAAAAAUCCUACAGCAUUAGGACUGAAGUCGUUUACUCAGCAUGCUGUAAACUAUUUGAAAGUUGCCUACAUGCCACCCAUGGAAGAUAUAGGCCCCCAUCCUCGACAGGUCCAGUUCACAUUUUCUAUCAGUAACCAACACGGUGGCACUUUGCAUGGGAUCUGUUUUAACAUCACAAUUCUCCCAGUGGACAAUCAGGUUCCUAAGGUGCUCACCAACCACCUGAGAGUGGCUGAAGGAGACCAAUGCAUCAUCAGCACAGAGCACAUUCUGAUUUCCGAUGUGGACACCACGCUGGACAACAUCCACCUCUCCCUGCAGGGGGUGCCUCUGCAUGGAAGGCUAGAGCUAAAUGGAUUUCCUCUAAACACAGAGGAUACAUUUUCUUGGGAAGACCUCCAUACACUAAAAGUUAGGUAUCGACAUGAUGGGUCUGAGAUUCUUCAGGAUGACAUAUGCUUAAAAGUCACAGAUGGCACAAAUUGGACAGAAUUUGUUCUACAUGUUGAGGUGUUGCCUGUAAAUGAUGAGCCACCAGUCCUAAAGACUGGCCUCAUCCCCAUCAUGCAUUGCUCCGAGGGCGGAGAGGUGAUCAUCACUCAGGAAUACAUUUUGGCUACUGACAUGGACAGUGAUGACUUGAAACUGAUGUUUUUGAUUGCCCGAGAACCCCAGCACGGGGUAGUGAGAAAGGCAGGAGUCAAAGUGGAUCACUUCUCUCAGGGAGAUGUUAUCUCAGGAGCUGUGACAUACAAGCACACAGGUGGUGAAGUUGGCCUGGUGCCUUGCUUGGACACCAUUACGUUGGUGGUUUCGGAUCAAGAAGCUGGCCCUUUUGUAAAUGGCUGUUGCUACAAUGGAACUAAUCCAUCUGCUCCUCUUCAUGAGUCCUUUCCAGUGUAUGAUCUCAACAUCACAAUACAUCCAGUAGACAAUCAGCCACCUUCAAUUGCAAUAGGUUCCACGUUUGUUGUAGAUGAGGGGUCCUCAGCCACACUUACCAUUAACCAUUUGUCUGCCACUGACCCCGACACAGCUGCAGAUGACUUGGAAUUUGUUUUGAUUUCUCCUCCUCAGUUUGGCUACCUUGAAAACACACUCCCUUCUGUGGGGUUUGAGAAAAGCAAUACAGGCAUAAGUAUUGCAUCCUUUCAGUGGAAAGACCUGAAAGCUUUGCACAUUAACUAUGUGCAGUCCAGGCAUCUGAGGAUAGAACCCACCGCCGACCAGUUCGUGGUGCAUGUCACGGAUGGGAAACGAUGCUCCCGGGAGGCACUGCUUUAUGUUGUGAUCAACCCCACCAAUGAUGAAGUUCCUGACUUCGUAGUACAGAAUAUCAGUGUGUGUGAGGGUCAGAUGAUGGAGCUGGACUCGUCCAUCAUCAGGGCUGCUGACCUUGACAUCCCCAAGGACUUCUUACUGUUCAGCAUUCUUCAUAAGCCACGUCACGGCUUCCUGGUCGACAGGGUCAAUAGCAAAGACUCACUUCAGAAUAAGCAGCUGGCCAGCCCUGACCAGAAACACGAAGUAGUUCACAACUUUUCCAUGGACCUCUUCAAGUCUGGACUGAGGCUGACAUACGUGCACGAUGACUCGGAGAGCCUUGCUGAUGACUUUUCCAUCCAGCUGUCAGACGGGAAGCAUGAGAUACUUAGAACCAUUUCAGUAGAGGUUACCCCGGUGAAUGAUGAGAAACCAACUCUGAGCAAGAAGGCUGAGAUUGCAGUGAACAUGGGAGAUACUCGUAUUCUUUCUAGUGCUGUUCUUUCUGCUGUAGACAAAGACACACCCAGGGAGAAGAUUUGCUAUUUAUUUGAAAGAUUUCCCCAAAACGGGCAACUCCAGCUUAAGAUAGGGAGGGACUGGGCUCCCCUCUCCCCGGGCAUGAGGUGCACCCAGGAGGACGUGGAUCUGAACCUGCUGAGAUACACACACACUGGGGCCCUGGAUUCCCAGAAUCAAGACAGCUUCACCUUCCACCUCUGGGAUGGUGACAACAGAUCACCUGCGUUUGAUUGUCAUAUCGUCAUCAAGGACAUGGGAAAAGGUGAUUUUGUCAUUAUUGCAAAGCCACUUGUGGUGUCUAAAGGUGACAGAGGCAUCUUGACAACUACCACUCUCUUGGCUGUGGAUGGAGCAAACAAGCCUGAGGAACUGCUCUAUGUCAUCACCUCCCCACCGCAAUAUGGCCAGGUGGAAUAUGUCCACUAUCCUGGAGUUUCCAUUACAAGCUUCAGCCAAAUGGACAUAGCAGGACAGACAGUCUGCUAUGCGCAUAAGAGCAAGGUGGCUUCCCCCAGUGACAGCUUCAGAUUCCUCGUCAGCAAUGGACUGUGGACCAAACAUGGAGUGUUUGAGAUCACACUGAAGGCUGAGGACAGAGCUUUGCCGAUGGUGACUAAGAACAAAGGGCUGAGGCUGGCCAAAGGGGCUGUGGGUGUGCUUUCCCCAGAGCUCCUGGAGCUGACUGACCCUGACACACCUGCCGAGAACCUCACCUUCCUCCUGGCCCGGCUCCCACAGCACGGCCAGCUCUAUCUUCGAGGGGCAGUGCUGCUUCAGCAGAGUUUCACGCAGAGGGACGUGGACAGCAGGAAUGUGGCCUAUCAGCACACAGGAGGUGACUCGCAGGUUGAUUAUUUUACCUUUGUGGCCACAGAUAGGACAAACCAAGGCUUCGUGGUGGAUGGGAGAGUCUGGAAAGACCCUGUUCCGUUCACCAUUCAGGUGGACCAGUUGGACAAAACAGCACCCCGAAUCACUCGCUUGCAUUCGGCUUCCCAAGUGGGACUCCUCAAAAAUGGCUGCUACGGGAUUUAUAUCACUUCCCAUGUGCUGAAGGCAUCAGAUCCUGACACCAAGGACGAUGAGAUUAUCUUUAAGAUUUUACGAGGUCCACUUCAUGGACAUCUGGAGAACACAACAACAGGUGAAUUUAUCUGUGAGCAAUUUAGCCAAAAGGACUUAAACAGUAAGACCAUUCUUUACAUCAUAAACCCAUCUUUGGAAGUAAAUUCAGAUAUCGUGGAAUUUCAAAUCAUGGACCCCACAGGGAAUUCUGCUACUCCUCAAAUCAUAGACACAGAGAAGUUUUCCUGCAGCUGUGGCAGUAGAUUGAUGUUGCCUCACCCGCUUGACCUUUCAUCCCUGGUGGUGAUUGAGGACCUCGCCUUUAGAAGAGGAUUAAUGUUUUUAAAUAACCCUACAAGUUACGUGAGAAACUACUUACUGUAAUUAUAACCUUAACUGUUUCAGGAGGCUGUUUUGAAUAGGCACCUGCUUGCACUGGCCAUCAGGUUUUAUGUACCUAUCUAUGCUGAAGAACAUUCUGAGUCAACCAGAAAUAAGUAGAACCAAAGGAACAAAAUGCCAUAGCAUUUGGUAUUAUCACGGAGUGGUGCAAAAUGGCUUUGACUCUGACACAGUUUAGGUUAUUGUUCUUAGUGUGGGCUUGGGAGCUAGAAAUUAUUCAAUGUUUAUCUUCAUAAUUUAGGGAUUUAAUAGUUGCUUCCAACAAAAGCAGAUGUUUUCUAGGACUGGAUGCAUAUUUCCUAGUAAAAAAAUGUUAGGAAUGGUAGCAGUUUGACGUCUCAAGGCAAUAAGCAAGAGUCUACUACAUGUACAAUAUGCAGCAUAUUUGCUAUUUAAGUGUUUGUUCUAUUUUAUGCUAUUCGUAUAAUCACUGCUAAUACUUACAAGUUAGAUACCAUUGUAAUCCAGAAUUUGUACACGAGGAUACUGAGGCACACAGUGGGAAGUGACUUUUCUGUGUUCAUGAAGCUAAUUAGUGAAGGAGGUACGAUCCCACCCAGCAAGUGAGCUUUUGAGCAUAUUACUUCCCUCGUGACUGCUAUCAAACUUCUUACCUCUUCUUAAUGACUGCUAAGGCUGCCGAGGAAAUAGAGCAACAGAUUUACCAUCCUCUUUUUUCAGAAGAUUUUGGCUACCCAGGAAUAAGAAAGAAGGGGUACUUACCUUAAAGUUUAGGGUUUUUUAAAAAACGUGAAUUACAAGUGUCAUUAUUAGUGUGUGCACCGUAUCUAAUAUCCUGGGAAACAUAGUGUAGAUAAUAAACAACUGGAUUUGGAGCUGCAGGUCAGAGUGAGCUUUAGCUCUGCCAUUCUGAUUAUUCAAGCCUUAGUUACUUCAUCUGUAAAGUGGGAACAAAUCUCAUAAUCUCUUUUUAGAGAAACAAGUGAGAUAAAAUAUAUGAGCACAUCUUCUGUAUUUGAAAUCCUUAAAGAACACAGUGCUUGAGAUUACUAUUGUUAAUUCAUGUGGGAAUUCAUGUUAAUUCAACCGUUUGAAGAACUAUGCUGAAACAGUCAGUGGAUUAGAAAACCCACCUCUAAUUAGAAAUUGAUUCUGAGAUAAUUCACAAAGUGAACAAUCAAUGUGGUUGUUCAUCAAAGAGCUAAAUGUGAUGCUUUGCUAUUGCAGCAUUUCUAUGCAGGAUCUCCUGAAAGAUCAAUGUAUGUUCCAUUUUACAAAAUGUUACAAAAUGUUGGUUUAGGUGAGAUUAAUCAAGCUGUUGCCAGCUGACUAGCUUGUGUGCUUACUUAACUGCACCACAUUCCAGAAUCUUUAAGACGUUUGUAUGCACUGGCAAUCUCUGAAAGAGGGACUCACUGUGCAGUAUCAGUCUAAUGCUAUAGAACCCUCUCUACCUCCUCACAACCAGAAUAGUACAGGAAACAAGUUCUUCAUGGAGCACGUUUGGAAAACACUUCAUUACAACUAAAAAUUAUUUUAUAACACUGAAAUUCACGGACAUUUCCAUAAAGAUCGAGUUUGGCUGAAGCCUAAAAUUCAGGCACUGUGCUAGGUGCUCCCACAUGUUGUCUCAUUUGACCUACAAAUCAGUCCUCCAAGGGCAAUAAGGAAAUCAAGCCUAAGCAUUUAGUAACUAUCCCAAAGUCACCAGAAGACAGCCCUCAGAGAGUCCAUCUCACUGGCUCGUGCCUUGUGGAAAGUGACUCCUAAGUCCUACCUGAAUCUCCAAGGUGACCUUCAAAGCUUCCAAAGUUACACAGAGCACAUGUCUCACCAAAUGUAGCUUUGCAGAUCACAGAAGGCACACAACUUUGACCAAGGCAUGCUCCCUAUCAUAGCUUUCAUGUGUGUACACUGAACAGAUUUCCAGAGGGAAGCUGAUCCAUGCUCACAUUCUCUGUGACUCGGUGGCUGCUUCUCCAAACCCUCAGACUCUUGUUCUCUCUUUGGAAACCCACAUCCUAUCUGUGGUGUUGUUCGUUUCUGACCUUGAAAGGGAAGGUUCAAGGGAAAUAGGAGAGAAAGAAAAUCUCUAAGGCAGAGCUUGCAAUGUUUUAACAGCUUUUAUGAAACACCUUGUAGGCGGAGAGGUUGGAACUACUGGCUCACUAAUGCCUGCAUAUUACCUGCAAGCGCCUUACCUCUGCAAGCCAAGAGUUAACAUGUGUGUCUCCAGGCUAGAUCUUGGGGAGGCACAGAGGAAGGGAAAGAAAACAACACUUGUUAAGCACCCACUGUGUUCAGGUGCUGAAUACAUAUUAGCUGAUUUUAAUUCCAAUCAUUUGACGUGAGUGUAAUUCUCCUCAUUUUAAGAUAAUGAAAACUGAAGCCCAGAGAGACAGAGGAACUGACCAUAUUCACACAGUAAUAAGUGGCUGCAAGGUGUGUUUGAUUCCAGAGUGGUUGUUUCAGGGACUCACUAUGCUAACUCUUAGAGAAACACGAUUUCCCCAUUAUCGAGAGAAACUGGGAACACUGCAAACACAGGUGUUCAAAGCAUUAGAUCGUGGAGCUUAGUAGCAUCGUCUUAACUGAUAAGCCUGAGACUGAAUAUUUGGAAGAAUGUAUUUUAAUGUUUUGAUUUUUGCAAGACAUGUGUUAAUAAUAAAGAUCUAGCUGUAAGAAGAAUAGUCACAAUUUUAGCCUUUAUAAAAUCUUUAUUGAGAAGCUCAAAGUACUUGUAGAGCCCUUAUCGAGGCUCACUCAAGCCCUUUGAAGUUUGGAUCUCACUGACAUUACACUUUGGGAAGGCAGAAAACUGAGGCUUAGAGAAUUUAAGUACCUUUUCUCACUCAUGACAUUAUCACCCCAAAUCUCAAACUGGUGUUUGAACCCCAAAUGUUUUCUUGGGUUUUUUUUUUUUUACUUAAUUAUCCCUUCAUAUAAAUGAUUCAAAACUGGGCUUGAUGGUGCAUGUCCAUAAUCUCAGCACUUGGGAGGUUGAGGAAGGAGGGUCACCCACACAGCAGGACCCUAUCUCAGAACAACAACAAAAACAACAAUGUAAUAAUUAAAUUGAGUAGACACAAAAUAAAAUAUCAGACAGUACAAAGUUUUUUGCUCUAACACAGGGCCUUUCAAUCAUGGCACUGUUGGCAUUUUGGGACAAAUAUUUCUUUGGGCCAAUGUCGUGAGAUCAGCAUUUCUGAUGUUCUGUCCACUGAGGGCCAGUACCUCCCCUUGCUAAUUGUGACAAGUGAACACUGUCUCCGGACAAAGUCUUCUAGCCUUGCAUUUUUUUCAAGGUAUAGAAAUGAUUAUGUUAAUAAGGUUGGGUGAAAGAUUUGUUGGUCACUGUCUUAGUCAUUUCCCUCAUUGCGAAGACUCAAUACCAGACACUAAUAAAUGCAAGGAGGAGGUUUAUUUUGGCUCAUGUUUUAGAAGCUUAAGUCUUUGCAUAGUCAGAUGUCUUAGUGGAAGGGCUUAGCUUGGGAAAACUGCUCAACUCACAGCAAGAGGGAGUGCAGAGAGGAUCAGGGAAAGGAGAUACAGCAUACCAGGUCGCUCCCCACCUUCUACCAGACCGCACCUUAUAAGAGCAAGAUGACUGUACACCCCCACAACCCACUCACCUUUCAACUCCUGCCUGUGAGCUCAUGAGGUUUCAGGGGACAUCUAGCUAUAAAACACAAUAGUCAUCAGCGCUCAAGAAGUACAGGCCUAAAUAAGAUUCAUUUGGACAGAGGAUAUAGCUUAGUCAUAGGACAUUUGCCUAAUAUGUGCAAGGCCCUAUGUUAGACUCCCCAGCACUGUGAAUAAUAAAAAGUUCAAUUAUCAAAUAUUUGCUGAACACUUACUCUGUCCUACACCCUUGGCAGGGGAUUUGGGAAACAUUUGUGAACCAAAGACUCAUGUUUCCUUGGUGCGUAGCUACUGUCUAAGUAAACUAGACAGUAUGUUGCAUAUCUUGUGUGCUUUGGAAUGGAAAGAUUGUCAGGAUAAGGGGCACUGAAGGCAAGAGCUUUGCUAAUGAGGUUUCAGUGUUAAACUGGGAGUCUAAACAGCUUUUUAAAUGCCUGACUACUUAGAGCUGUUGAGCAGCAGAAGGAUGCUGGAGACCUCAUGGCGUCUAACCCAAUUUUAAUUUCACUCCUCCAUGCUAUGUCUUCUACCCCCCAAGUAAUUGUUGGAAAUGAAAGUUUAGCUUUUACUUUGAAUUGGUUUUUCUGUCGCAAUGAUAGGCUUUAGGUAGUGUUCUGCUUAAAAGCUGUAAUUCUCCCCUGGUGGUGAGUCUUUUUCAAGGGACAUUUGGCAAAUCUGGAGACAGUUUUGGUGGUUGUGGCAAAGGAAAGCGUGCCAGUGUAUCAGUGUGUGGAAAACAUCUGAGCGCACAGGACAGCUUCCCGCUGCAAAGAAUUAUCUGGUUCAAAAAUGUCAGUUGUGCUAAGGUCGAGAGCCCAAAUUCAGGGCUUAAAAGGUUAUCACCUCCCAUUAAAAAAUGUGAAAAGUUUGCCAAAUGGGAUUCACAUACAAGUGCUGGUAAACUUUAUUUCUAUAGAAUGAACUUUACUCAGUGGAGAACAGAGGGAUUGUCAAAAGAUGAAGACAUGAACCAAUCUUUAUUCUCUAUGCAUCCAGUAUUUCCCAGGUUGCUUCCACUGGCUCCUUUCAUCUGGACAGUUACUGAUUUUCAAACAUGCAGUUGUGUAGCUUCUUGCACAAAGAAUUCUCAAGUGAUCAUUUGUAUCUCUUGAUAUUCUUCCAGGUGUUUGUGUAGGCUUUAAGCUGUCACAAUCUCAGCCUAGAAAGAUCUCAGAUACACUAUUACAAAAAACAAAAAUCACAUUCAAGCAUAUGUGACACAUAUCCUGUAGGUAUGCAAGGGCUUUGCUAUUUAAAUAUUUUUCUGGGAAAUAUAUAGCUUGACUUAAAUUUCAUGGCCUUUCAAUAGAUCUUUAUUAUUUAUAGUGAAUGGUUUAAAGGAAAUAAGUAGAACAUUGUGUAAUGACAACCUUAACCUGUAAGUAUUAUGCAGCUUUGUGAUGGUGGGUGAGGAAACCCACACGGAUUCCCAAAUACUCAGGCCCGCUGUGCUUUGAAGCAGAACAGCCUUUUGCAUCUAGAUUAGCAAACAAACUGCAUUUCAUUUUAGGUCUUGAGGUUACUUGGAUCAGUGUUGAAGGAGUUGUGUUCAUGAUGGCUAGCAUGAGCAACUGAUAGAUUCUGAGAACUGGACAUUAAAGCUCAUUGGGAUCUUACUUAGACUCAACUCAAAACCAUCCGGAGUUAUCUAUUUCACUCCUUUCCCCUGCCUGCCCUUCCUUCCCAUUACAUCUUGCUGUCUUCUCCCCCAACUCCUCUUGCUGAUAACUUCUUCUAUGCAAUUACCUGGAGCCUUCAGGAGUUUUUUUGGCAUUUAUGAUAUCCGUGUUGGGUAUUAUCGUAUAAUUCUUUAGCAUAGUUAUUUUAUUCAUAUUUCUUGAUAAGUAUCAUGCUAGAUUUAAUUUCAGUUGCAUCAAAUACUAUUAGGGUCCCAAUAUUUUUAAUACAAGGGUCUUCUCACGUCCAAAACUUUUAUGAAGUAUACAGUAACCACAUUAUAACACUGGUCUGUUGACUAAAUAAAUGUGUCUGACCACAGAGAUGCAUGUACCUGUAGUAAGUCCGUACUCCCUGCUACCCUGUCCCCCAGCCCGUGACCCUCACGUAUGAACCAGUGAUACUGAUUUUAUUUUGCUCCAGAAGUGACUGUGAUCAUGAUCCAUUUGAGGACACAACGUGGUAGAUUGAGGCUAACCUUCCUUUCUGAUCCCCAGACAGGUCUGGAGAGCCUGUGAAAAGUGUGAAUGCCUGGUUUGUACAAUUGGCCCAAAAUUGUAGUUACGAAAAAAAGUUGUAAAAGGUAGAUUUUAAAAUUGUGAGGAAAAUCUAAAUCUGAUUGGAAGUUUGGGAAGGAUAACAAGGCAAUAACCAUUGGGGGUCUUGAAAUUCUAGAAUAAAAGAGAAAUGAAUAAAACAAAAGCAAUGUUGAGGCCCUCAACAAUCAGUAUAGAGCUUGUGUUUUUGUAUCGUUGUAUUAGAUGGUAAAAGAGGACAAAAAUGGUAAGACCAUUUGAGAGAAGUAUGUAAGUGAGAUAGUUUAAGUACUCUUACCUUAAAAAGGAAAAUAUUUCAGAGAAACAGUUAAAUCGUGCUGCUCUGUUUAAGCUCAGUCGAGAAGAAUCAUGAUGAAUUUCAGUUGGAAACAGGAAUGGUAAAGGAGGAAUAAAUGGUUUGGUAUCAGAUCUGUGCUUGAAUUUCAUUUCUGCUACCUAUUAGCUUAUUUAUUUAUUUAUUUUAUGUUUGAGCUUGUUAUUUAACCUCCCUAAGGCUCAAUUUUGAUUUGUUUCCUUCUUUGGGAAAAAAUAAAGUUCCUCUCUAGCUGAUGAGUAUUAAAAGAUAAUUCCUAUCAAAUGUUGAACUUACUAAAUACAGAUUAAAAGAUCACCUCCUAUUUAUUAGGUUUAUUCAGUUGCAUGUGGUUGAUCUUCCAUAUCCCUCAAGUUCUACAGAUUCUGCCAGCAAUAGAUUAAAAAUUAUCCAGAAAAAAAUAGUUUCAUCUGCACUAAACAUGCACAGAUUUUUUUCCUUGUCAUUACUCCCUAACCAACACAGUAUAACAACAACUUCAUAGAAUGUUCAUUAUAUUAGGCAUUGUAAGUAAUUUAGAGAUUAUUUAAAGUGCACGAGAGGAUAGGCAAGGUUAUGUGCAAGUAUUAACACCGUUUUAUAUGAGGGGUUUGAGCAACUGCAGGUAGAUUUUGGUGUCUUUGAGGUGGGUAGUGCUAGAGCCAGUCCUCCAAGGACACUGAGGAGCAGCUAUAAUUGUAGCCAAACUACUCACCAGUGUAGGUCUUUUCUUCUCUUUUCUCUUUUUUCUUUCUUUCUUUCUUUCUUUCUUUCUUUCUUUCUUUCUUUCUUUCUUUCUUUCUCUUUCUCUCUCUCUCUUUCUUUCUUUCUUUCUUUCUUUCUUUCUUUCUUUCUUUCCUCUUUUUCUUUCUUUCCUUUUCUCUCUUUCCUUGUUUACUACCAAUCUACACCUCUAACCCUAUAGCAGUUACACAGAUAACAGUUACAAGACGUACAUCGUAAUUCCUAGGCACAUCCUGAAAGAUAAUGCUUUAAACUGAACAAAGGUUCUGAGAAGAUGCGUGUUUGGAACAGAUCUUGUUGUACUCAGGAGGAGGGCCAAAAGAUAAGAUUUCACAUUAAUGUCUUCCUAAAAAUAAGUGGCUCCUUGAACUUAACUACAGCUGGUUUCUUUCCUUGAAAGCACUUACGUUUGAGUCUCUUUUAUUUUGUCAGUAGUAACUGUGAGAUUUUCUACAAUAUUUUCCUCUUAGUUUCUUCAUUUGUAGCAUAAAAUUCUAAUCUUUUCUGUGUCUCCCCACCAGGGUUAUGGUGAGGAUCAAAUGAGAUAAUGUUAGUGAAAGUCCACUGGAAACUAAAGUCAUCAAAUAAUUGUAAUGAAUUUCUGUGUUGGGUGUAUUGUUGCCACCAUGAUGGAAACCAGUAACUCUCCCAUAAAGCAGGAAAUCCCACCAGAAGUUUAUUGUGCAUAUUUUGUAUUAGUCCCUGUAAUCUCUUUGUUCCUCUC